Lacerta agilis (Sand lizard) is the source of this 2270-nucleotide messenger RNA. RefSeq names its product cancer susceptibility 1 (gene DNAI7). Lineage: Eukaryota; Metazoa; Chordata; Lepidosauria; Squamata; Lacertidae. Bases 55 to 2238 code for a protein of 727 amino acids. Gene Ontology annotation, molecular function: beta-tubulin binding; microtubule binding. The record is from RefSeq and is a predicted model, not a curated record. Gene Ontology annotation, cellular component: axoneme. The transcript is spliced from 16 exons.
GGUGUAAACAACUUUCCAGCCUGCCGGUCUGGGCGAGCAGAGGGAGGAGGCGAGAUGGGUCCAAAAAAGAAAAAGUCAGCUGGUGGUAAAAAGAAGCUUAGCAAAGCUGAAAAGAUGAGGCUGCUGAGAGAGGAAGAGGAGAGAAGACUUCUGGAGGAAGAGCAGGCCCGAAUACGUGCCGAGCUAGAGGAAGCUGCGCGACUUGAGAAGGAAAGGAUUGAACGAGAGAAGACGGAACGACUGGAGGCCAAGGAUCAAGAACGCAGAGGGAUUGAACUUUCUGAAAUGAGUGUUCUGGAAGAAAACUUUCUGACUGCGGCCCAGUGGAAGUCAAACUACAGAGCUCUUGCUCAGUGGAACCACUACACAGGCUGCGAUGGGAGCCCAGACCCAACCAUCCCCCAGGAUAUCAAUACUUUCAUGAGCUUGUGGAAAGAAGACCCAAAUAACGACAUCCAGGUUGUUAUUGCAAAGGGCAACAAGGUGCUGGAACUAAUCGAGAAGUUGGAAUUUUUCAUCAUGGACACGCCUUUCCACGAGCUCUCUGUGAAGCAUGUCACGCAGUACACGGAAACCAUCCAACAACUGCAGUCUCUCCUUCACGACAAAUACAACGCAGCCACGGAACAAAUGCUGAGGGAAGCCAGCAGCUAUGCAGAAUCCGAAAGCGGGAACAUGGAGGUUGUCAUUAAGGAGCAGAACGUGACGUUGUGCAUUUGGGCAAAUCUCAAGAAAGUUCCAAAGUUCCGCAACCAGAUCUUUUACGACGAAGAGAGGGAGCCGUGGAACGGGUUUGAGCUCCCGAAGGCGCUGGCCAUUUGCGAUGUGGCGGUGCGCAUCUUGCACACCCAUUACGACCAUUUGUCCCCUUUCCGGACUUUCCCCAGCGAGCCCCCAAAGCUGGAGAUGCCCCCGAUCAAAACGGUGAAAUCCGUGAGUAGCGUGGCCAAGAAAGGGAAAAAGGGCCGUAAGCUUGUAGGAGAAGUUAGUCAGGAAAGCAAGACAGAACAUCUAAAGGUAAGGGUUGGCAGUGCCUUGCGUACCGGUAGUUCCUGCAGCUCAGAAGUGAAGAGCAUCAGCGAAGAGGAGGGGAGUGCGGAAAAGGUUUUUGACAAGAGAUCCAGCAUCUUGAAAUCUGUUUCCAGAGUUCACAUCUCAUCCCUGCGGAUUAUUGGCAUCAGCGAAUGCGAACCUUUGGAAGAGCACGUCGUGGAUUUGAACCAGUUCAUCCCGGUGGGCGGCGUUUACCAUUUCGAUGCCCUGAAGCUCCCGCCUCAAGCCAAACUCGUCAAAGGCUGGACCAUGGUGGAAGUGCUGGAUACAGGCUUGGAGGUCUACCCCUACGAGGCAACAUGCGACGAAAACGAGGAUCCUUCUUCCGUGACUGUAGGGCUCACAGUCCGACUGCUGGACAGCGUCAUCUAUUUUGAAGAGCCUCUGAUUGCGAGAUGGGAUUCCAAAGCGAAAUACUGGAGGACGGACGACAUCGGGGAUGUGGUCUACAACAUGCAAGAGAAAGAGAUCGCUUUCAAAAUGAACGGCUUCUUCACCGUAACACUGAUGCAGGAUGCUCACCUCAACAUGCCGUACCAGUCAUGGGAACUCCGGCCCAAUGGGGCUGACGAAGCCUUCCUCACCAUCCUCACCACCUUUGCUGAGGUGCAGAUUCAAAUCAAGCUCAACCAGUGUAUGUUAGCUGGCAUCACCACCAUGGAAGACGUCACUCUUCUCAGUGAGCUGAGAGGGGUGUGGAUGAGCCCCCUAGCUCUCACCAUUGCUCUGAAGAGGGCUGGAAUGAACAUCUUCCCGGCGGAAUACUCUCCUAAGUACGUCUCCGUCAACAAAAAGACACUUUUAGCAGAAAUCACCAGUUACCAGCAAAUGGCACUCAUCGCGUGUUCCUUUGCCUUCAGCUGGAGCAAAUGGAACUUGCUGAGCGGAGAGGAAAAUGUGGUCUUCAAGAUCUGUGAACACCUUACAAAAGAGCCAGUAUGGGAUAAAGGAUGGGCCCUCGUGAUGUUCAACGGGCAGAGAGCUCAGAGGCUCCAGCUCACCGAGGACAGCGACAACUUCUCAAAGAAUAUAGCAGAGGACACGGAAUUCCACUCCACCCUUUACCACCUGAUCAAAGACUUUGGCAGCGAAGAAGCAAUGGAGAGAAUUAGGCAGGCCCACCACCUUUUCAUUGACGUCGUUUACCAGCUGCUGCUUUCUACCAAGUUACUAACGUACUCUUGAGAAGCCACGCACCGCUUAAGAACUUUAUUGAG